Molecule: messenger RNA, 2463 nt
Organism: Culex pipiens pallens (northern house mosquito)
Lineage: Eukaryota; Metazoa; Arthropoda; Insecta; Diptera; Culicidae
Product: nucleolar and coiled-body phosphoprotein 1
Exons: 6
Coding region: 23-2011 (662 amino acids)
Source: RefSeq, a predicted model, not a curated record
CGCGAGGGCAUAAAACAAGAAAAUGUCUACCAGUCGCUACUUAAACUGGUCGCGACCGUCGCCCGCGAGGCACCAUCCGCUCCGGAAGCAGAUGUCCUGCAUCGAAAGCUUCUCCGGUGGUGGUAGCACGGGACGAAGUCUUUCGGUGAGCAAUCUCUCCACGGUUGGCGCCACCGGCAGUGGUGCCGAUUUCGCCACCUUCGUGACCGCGGCCAUCAUUCACACGAACCGGUUCCAGCAGCAGCAGCAGCAAUCGUACCAGGACCCCCCGAAGGCCACGUUGAGCCGGCGACCGGCCAGUGCGACGACGUCCUCCGCGACGACCAUGGCCAAGCGGUUGAACAAUAAGGUGCUGACAAAGCAGCUGUCGCUGGACCACCACAGUCCGGCGGCGGGACACGCCUGGACCACGGCGGCACCCGCGGCGGCCAGUCGGACGGCGCUGUCGACCGGUGCAGGACUUUCUGCGGGACAGGAAGUUGGGCAAGGCCACCAGAACAAUCCGAAAAGUUGCGGCGUCAAGAAGAGACCGCCCGGACUAAGUAUAAAGAAUGACGCCGAACCGAACGAGCACACCAAAAAGGUCCUGAAGCAGGCCAAGGAUUCCCGUAUCAACAUCAAGAUCUUCCUCGGCCAAACCGUCCAGCAGCAGGACUCGUCCGACAACGGCGUCAGCGACACGGAAUGUUCGGUAAUCCAGCGCGAACCCGUCACCGGCCCGAACCUACCCCAACAACAACAAGGCAAUCAAAAGGCGGAAGUGGAAAAUUCGCACCCGGAAGGUGAGACGCUCUCCAAGCACUCCAAGCCGAGCAGUUCUUCGUCGUCGUCGUCGUCGUCUUCCUCCUCCGCGUCUUCGACUUCAAGUGGUCGCAACUCGUCGCUGGCUCAGCAGCGCCGGGCCCAGUACCAAGCGAGCAGCCGCCAAAAUUCCGAAUCCACCGCCGAGAAGCGCCCGCCCCUGGUGCGGGCUAUGUCCGCGCCGAUCCGACCCAUAGACGACAACUCCAAGUUCCUACAGAGCAGCAAGCGGAAGGCCCGCAAGAAGAAGGUUCUGCGCGAUCGUGACGAAAUCAACGAAUGCGACGAGGAUGCUUACGAGGACGACCCGGUCAAGACUAGCAAGGACAGCAACGCCACAGCCAACAACAACAGUAAGGUCAUCGCUGGAGGUCCGCGAGCCCGUUCCGUGCUAGGAGGACCGUGCGACAUCGAGACGCUCGUUUCGCUGCUCAGCUCCGGCGGAAGUGACUCGGAGAAGGAGGAUUCCGCUCCGUCGCCACCGACGGACACGGACAGCUUCGUGUACAACAACCAGAACAACAACCUCAUCGGAUCGAAGCGCCCUCCAAUGCUGAAGAAGGCGGGAAAAUCGGUUUCGUUCCAAGAGUCGGAGCUGAAGCAGCCAACCGCCGGGCUCAACCGGGACUACUACCCGGCGGGGCACCGGAAGCCACCGGCGUUGCAACCCAUUGCCAACCGCAUCAGGAGAAGCCAGCAGCUGGCCAACUCGCUGAAUGCGUUUCAUCUGAAGGAUGUUAAGAAGAGUUCCAGCGAGGAAAGCAAAUCCGACGACGAAAAGGACCACACCGGCGAAGAUCCGCCCCCAGCCUCAAAAGAGUCAAAACCCAAAAAGGAGCCAAAGGCCGCGCAGCAAAAAGCCGACGAGCAGCAGCUGGUCGACGGCCAAACGCCAAAGGAGCGCGAAUGCUACCGCCUGUUCCAGAAAAUGUCCACCAUGGGCCUGUCGGUUUCGUACGACACGAUCCUGCGCGGGAUGCUAACGCCGACGGAGCUGCGAGUGCUCGAGAAGCAACGCAGCAAGCUCCAGAAGCAGCAGGAAUCGCUACAAAACAGCAGCGAGUCCGAGGGGAACGACACCGGCAGUGACACCGGCAAGACAGCGCCGCCGAUCGAUCUGGCGGCCGGACUGGGAUUGGUUGGAUCGAUUGGGGUGGUGGAGCUUACGAGUGGGGCACGGUUGGAACAGUAUGCCACCAUUGUAGAGUGAAUGGAUGAGAGUUGAACCACCUUGCGUCUACGCCGAGAAAAGUGUGAAUGAUGGAGACGCAUGGCGUCUCAAUUGUUGAAAACCGCGAAAAGCAUGUUUGCAAGCAAAGCAAUGCUUGAUCACGACCAUUAUGUUGAGUUUAUUUUCGUCAUAAUCAUUCAGUAAUGAGAAGCGAUAUAGAGUUUGAUCAGCAAACUGUGAUAGGACAGGAAAAGAGCUUUAUUCUGUGUUGGAAGCAAAAAACGUAAAAACAAAACAAGCAACAAUGUUAGAGUGCACUUAUUACAGUAACACAAACACACAAAAACAGGCACACCACUAUGGAUGGGAACAGAGAGUUUAAUGAUGUUGGCAAGUGAGUUGAUUUGGUUUAGCAAACCGAGAGAUGGUUAUUAGCAAAGAAUAGUUUAAACAUUAGCGGCACCGGAUAUAGAAUUUUGGUAACGGCAUUG